CAGAGAAGUGUCAAGUUUGUCGUUAAGGCCGAUGGUUUUUACCUUAGAAUGCAGAAAUCCAGAGUGUUGCUGGUGAAUGUAUUGCAAACAGUAACAAUCAAGCAGACAAAAUAUCGGAAUUUUCGUGUCAUGCAGACUAGCAAUUGCGUCACACUCAACCAAAAUAUCAAACCUGUAUGUCUUGAAAAAUGUUAUCUUUUUGGUGAAUUCUAGUAACAGAGUGAUUUUCAGAGUGCUUCACUACUUGUGUUAUGUAAACACUACAUAUUUAAAGCAAGCUCAUUGUGUUUAAUCUCAGUUAAGAAAACUCGUUGACAGCUUCGUGUAGGAUGUACCCAAAUAGGCACCAGGGUUCAGCCCCACAGCCUAGCAGACAGUCUUUUAAAUUUACUGUUGGUGAUACGUGCGAGAGAAUCAAGGAAGAAUUCAACUACCUCCAAGCUCAGUAUCACAGCCUAAAAAUGAAUUUCGAAAAACUGGCAAGCGAAAAGACAGAAAUGCAGCGGCAUUACGUUAUGUAUUACGAGAUGUCGUAUGGAUUGAACGUAGAAAUGCAUAAGCAGAUGGAGAUUGCUAAAAGACUUAAUGCUAUAAUAGCUCAGAUUCUACCGUUUUUGUCCCAAGAGCACCAACACUCCAGUAUCGCCCAUCUAAUGCAACAGGCACAUGCCUCCCCUAUAGCCAUGGUGCCACACGCUGCAAUGGCAGGCCUACAGCCAUCAGUGAUGUUACAUAGUAGCGCUGCUAAUCUGUUAGCCUUCUCAGGACCUUUAUCAAGCAGCACCCACCAUUCAGGAGGCUCAUUUUUAAGUUUCAAGGAAAAACGCUCACAUGUAAUGAACAACGAAAAACAAAGGAUCUCUUUGUCACCACACGAAAAGCAGAGAAACCGUUCACCCGAAAUGAAACGAAGGCGAGAAGACAAAGUCGACCGAACCAGUGACGACGAAAAAAGUGACCAAGACUUGGUUGUUGAUAUGGCCAAUGAAGACUCUGUAUCCCCAAAUGGACAGCCUCAUGAAAACGGGCUGAAGAGAGAGCUGCCUAUCAGUAGGAGUGGUUCAUCCUCGAGCAGAAGUACACCGGUUCAACAAAAACACAAGGAUCGCAUGAAUGAUAAAUCUCCAAUUCCUGUUUGUAAAUGUGUAACACCAACUACUUCAGGAAACGUCAAUUCAAACAGCACGAAAGGGUUUGGGAAACAAUCUUCAGUGGGUUCUGCUUACUCCUACCCUAUAUCUAGUGGUACUUCUGUAUCGCACGUUCCUAUUGAGUUGGCUUCCAGUGCUUCCUACUCCCAGACUAUGCUUCACAAUAACCUGUCUCCUGGUCUCAACUCGCAUACCAAAACAGUUGUGAGUUAAUGGUAAAUAGACGUCUGAUAGAGCAAUGGUGUAACUUUCCAGUUAGAGUAAUGGUGUAACUUUCCAGUUUUUUAUGCUACUUUGUUAUCGGCUUGGAGAGGAGAGAUCCUUUUUUGCAAAUGUUUGGAGGAAACAAGAGAAAAUAAAAAUACUAUUUAAAAUUAUUCUCCUCUAUGAUAACACAAAGCUACAAAUGUAACAUCAGGUUUUCCAACACACUAAUUUAGUAACUGAAAACUGUA
Messenger RNA from Limulus polyphemus (Atlantic horseshoe crab), 1606 nucleotides. Its product is annotated as transducin-like enhancer protein 4. Gene Ontology annotation, molecular function: transcription corepressor activity; protein binding. The record is from RefSeq and is a predicted model, not a curated record. The transcript is spliced from 13 exons. Lineage: Eukaryota; Metazoa; Arthropoda; Merostomata; Xiphosura; Limulidae. Gene Ontology annotation, biological process: regulation of DNA-templated transcription; negative regulation of canonical Wnt signaling pathway. The coding region runs from base 330 to 1364 and encodes 344 amino acids. Gene Ontology annotation, cellular component: transcription regulator complex; nucleus.